CCUUGCGACCUUCAGAUAUCGUGCGCGAUAAACCUAUCCAUGAUAAUUUCCUCACAAGAAUUUAUUCAAAACAAACCAGAAGUAGAUAAAGCUACAGAUUGAAAAGAAAGCAUCCGUGACCGACUGGCCAUUUCAGCUUUUUUUUUUUCCUUGAGCAAAAUGGCAACACGGAGCCUUCAGUUCUCGCCCAUCAGUGCUCAACCCGGCCCGAGACAAAGGAGCUGGAACAGCCUUCCGGGCUCGGCCCGUUUUCCUUUUGCUACAGGCCCGUCUUUUCUGACCCGCAAAGUUCGACACAAUUGCACAAGAAUGCAAGUAGCUGAAGAAGAGUUCGAGGUGAAGCAAAUGAGGGAUAUGGCUGCUGCUAGAAAGAGAUGGGAAGCUCUGGUCAGGGAUGGGAAAGUCAAAGUUCUAACUCCAAGAGAAGCUGGAUACGCAGUUCAACUCUCAAACAAAACCUUACUUGAUGUUCGUCCUUCUACUGAACGUAAGAAGGCAUGGGUCAAAGGUUCUGAUUGGAUUCCAAUAUUUGAUCUUGAUGGCGGAUUGGAUCCCGGUACUCUUUCAAGGAAGAUCACAGGGUUCAUGAUGGGUACUGGCAAAAAUAGUGUUUCAUUUACCAAUUUGCACAAGAACUCAUUUUCUUGGUCUGUUCAUGCUAAUCACUCUUUAAGGAGGAUGGUGGAGUGGCGUCCCGACAUUAUCCUUCGACAAGUAUGGCAAUUCUUGUCCAAAGUCGAGGAGAAAUUCCCUAAAGACACAGAUCUUAUUGUGGCGUGCCAGAAAGGCCUGAGAUCCCUUGCAGCUUGUGAGUUAUUGCAUAAUGCUGGUUAUGAAAAUCUAUUCUUGGUUCAAGGUGGUCUUGAGGCUGCUGAAGAUGAGGAUCUUGAAAGGGAUGGCCCACAGCCCUUUAAACUUGCAGGAAUUGGCGGGCUUUCAGAAUUCCUCGGGUGGACCGAUCAACAGAGAGCUUUAGCUGCCAAGGAGGGCUGGGGCUUCCGAUUAGUUUUUUCUGCUCGCUUGAUUGGGCUCUUUCUCAUUGCUGAUGCACUUUUUCUUGGGGCACAGCAAGUCGGCCAUUACCUCCAGGACUUGAGAUCUCACUGAAGGAUGCUUCAUGAAUUGUACCGCAUAUUUCGUUUAAUCCAAACCCAGGUUCGUAUUUCUUUCGUUUUGGGUUUUUUCUGGUAUUUUUUGCUGUCAAAGUUAUGGAGAAGUACAGUCGACAUUUUUGUAGAUUUGGAUGUAGAAGUUGGUGAAAUUCGAAAUGUUUUUUCAUAUGUACCUUUUAAUUUCCCUAUUGAUUGUGAUUUUUGGUCUGUACUUUUUGGCAUUUUUGUUUCACAGCUCACAUUUUUUGUCUAGGCAUGGCUUCUAUACCUUGUAAUCUUAUGAUUCAUCUGGCGCUUCUGUGAAGUUCAUUGAAAUGGUAUUUCUUUUCGUAGAUAUAAUAUGAUCAGGGAAAAAAAAAUUCCGAAAAUAUAGAGAUACUAAUACCAUAUCUCCAUUAACCCAUUUUAUAAAAACUAUAAGAUACAUAAAAAAAAUCAAAUGUAAA
Molecule: messenger RNA, 1558 nt
Organism: Striga asiatica
Lineage: Eukaryota; Viridiplantae; Streptophyta; Magnoliopsida; Lamiales; Orobanchaceae
Source: the annotation of a GenBank genome assembly